Molecule: messenger RNA, 1586 nt
Organism: Etheostoma cragini (Arkansas darter)
Lineage: Eukaryota; Metazoa; Chordata; Actinopteri; Perciformes; Percidae
Product: UDP-N-acetylglucosamine/UDP-glucose/GDP-mannose transporter-like
Exons: 13
Coding region: 370-1383 (337 amino acids)
Cellular component (GO): Golgi apparatus
Molecular function (GO): antiporter activity; GDP-fucose transmembrane transporter activity
Source: RefSeq, a predicted model, not a curated record
UACGGCAUAAUCUAUCGAACUGAAAUUUGAGAAAUCCAUGAAAUAAACUUUUCUAAUUUAAAACAAUAACAGAAGACGGGAAUCACUUCAAAAACGUUUUAGCUAUGUAUGAUUGUUUGAUUGCUAACGUUAGCUCAAAACACCAUUCAACUGACAACUUUUGUUGUGUUUGAUUCUUUCUUGUAGCCAGCAGUGAACGAACUAAGUUAAGUAGGUCCAUAUUUACAGUACUGACAUUACACAAGUCUGUUGUUAGCAUAUUGUGUGCUAGUUGUCGCAAAAUGACGCGUGCAACUCACAUCUUCACUCGUCGCAAAGUGACGCAUGCGCAACUCAAAUCUGCACUCGACUUACAUUGGGGAGUGACAGAUGGCAGCGCUUCAGAAACGGCGACAUGAGCUCGGCGGCAGAAAGUUGUUCCCCGAAGGAGCAUCGUCUACAUCUAAAAGAGCCACUUCCGGUGCCAGCCCCACAGUACAUCGGAAACUUUUGGCUGCGGCAUUUUACGGAGUCAGUUCAUUCCUCAUCGUCGUUGUCAACAAAAGCGUCCUCUCCAACUACAGAUUUCCAUCGUCAACAUGUGUGGGAAUCGGCCAAAUGUUGGCUACGAUUGUAGUUCUGAGGACUGGGAAGGAGUUGGGUGUUAUCUCGUUUCCAGACAUGGAUUUGAGUAUACCACGCAAGAUGUUUCCACUGCCCCUGCUGUAUGUUGGGAAUCAAAUAUCAGGGCUGUUUGGGACACAACGCCUCAAUUUACCCAUGUUUACGGUGUUAAGGAGGUUCAGUAUUUUUCUCACCAUGGUGUUUGAGGGACUCUUGCUGAAAAAGACUUUCUCUGCGUCGAUUAAGAUCACCGUAUUCACCAUGAUCGCUGGCGCUUUUAUUGCUGCCAGCACUGACCUGGCCUUUGACCUUGAAGGAUACAUAUUCAUAAUGCUGAACAACGUUCUGACAGCGGCCAGCGGGGCGUAUGUGAAGCAGAAACUUGAUUCCAAGGAGCUGGGCAAAUACGGGCUGCUCUACUACAAUGCUUUAAUCAUGAUUUUCCCCACUGCGGCAUACGCUUACUACUCAGGGGACUUGCAAGUGGGGUUGGAGUAUAAUGGAUGGUCUGAUCAGCUGUUUGUUUUGCAGUUUGUGCUUUCCUGUGUCAUGGGCUUCAUUUUAAUGUACUCCAUCAUGCUGUGCACGCAGUACAACUCAGCGCUCACCACCUCCAUUGUGGGCUGUAUUAAGAAUAUUCUUGUGACCUAUGUUGGAAUGGCAUUUGGAGGAGACUACAUAUUCACUUGGACCAACUUCAUUGGUCUAAACAUCAGUAUCGCUGGCAGUCUGGUGUACUCCUAUAUCACGUUCACACAGGAGCAAACAAGAAAGGUGUAAACCGCGGAAUCCCGAUCGGACCCGACCCUAAUGGACUACGGAUGUCCAGAACACGUUUCAUGUCGUCUGUGUGCUAUAUGUUGACAUGUCUAUUUUUGAACCAUGCUGUCAAAAUGUUUUGCAAACAUUCAUGUCAUACGCUGUAAUUAAAGUGCCUAUACAAUUUUUUUAUAGUUACAUUUCAGCUUCACACAAAGUCAUGA